GUUUCUUCUUCCCGGUGUCAUGGCUUCUGAGAAGCUCUACCCGACAUAUCUCCGGCGCAAACCACCAAGUCCAAUAUUUCCAUCACCAACAUCCCACCGCAUCACAAUUCCAUCUCCCACAAUGCGCCUCCUGCCACGGCCACUCGCCCCCGGGCGCCUGUCCCCUCUUCGACUGAGCCGCCAAUAUUCCUCCGGUCACACCGUUCAAGAAAAUGACGUCCUCUUCCUCCGCCAACAGGGCACAAACUUCCCCCGUUGGCACCUCACCGCACCCCUCCGCCCCGAAUCCCGUGUCCGCCUCGCAUACGGUGCCUCCGUCAACGCCUCGGAUCUCAUCGGCCGCAGUCUCCUCGACGUGGUCCCCGACUCCUCCGGCCGCGAUGUCGUCCUGCACGAGCCGUCCAUGGCGACCUACAUCCUCAACAGCGCGCGGCAGGCCACGCCGAUCUACCCGCAUGACGCAAACACCAUCGUCUCACUGCUGGACCUGAACCUCCCGCGACCUGGAGAGGACGGCGAAGACUCCAAUGCCCCGCCGUUCGAGAUCUUCGAGGCUGGCACUGGCAUGGGUAGCUUGACCCUCCACAUCGCCCGCGCUCUCCACGCCGCCAACCCAUCCACUACACCAGCGCUUCGCAACUCCCUCUGCACAGCGCACUACCGGCCGCACGAUUUCGGGCUUGACCUCACCCCCGAGGACCAGGCUGCUUUCAACAGCUACCGCGCAUCCCGCCGUGCCGUCCUCCACACACUCGAUCGCAAUCCCAAGCACUCGCGGGCCGCACACAAGCUGAUUCGGCAGUUCCGCCGCUCUCUGUAUUUCCCCACCAUCGACUUCCACGUCGGCUCUAUAGACGAAUACCUCUCGGAGCGUCUCGCUCAGUCUGGUGGCACGCCCUUCUUCUCACACGCCAUCCUCGACCUCCCCUCCGCUCAUGAAAAUGCCGUUCCUGUCAUCCAAGCCCUGAAGCCCAAUGGCCUCCUCAUUCUCUUCAAGCCCUCCAUUAGCCAGAUUGGCGACUUCCAGACCUGGAUGAAGCGCACCGACCAGCCUGUGCGUUUGGAGAGAGUUAUAGAGCUUCCCGUCUCAACAACGGCCGAUGGCGUCCGAGACAAUGGCGGCGGUCGGGAGUGGGAUGUUAAGACGGUUAUUCCGAGAGGGGCUGAAGCCGAUGCCCAGCCGGUCCAGGUCAUGCGUCCCAAGGUUGGCGACCGAGUUGUCGGUGGUGGAUUCGUUGCUCUUCUGCGGCGGUAUCACGCCAAGGCUUCACCGGAAGCCGAGCCUGUCGAGGAGGAGGUGACACCUCAGGCGAUACCGGACAUCUAAAUCGUAGGGUUCAUCUGAAGCCCAACACAAACUCCUAAGAAUGCGUCUAUGAAGACGCCACUGCGUUCUUGCUGCAGAUCCCUAUUUGUGCAAGCCAUCACGCCCUCUCGCUGCUUUGUAAACUAUUUGUGCAUAACAGGCCGGGCACUGUAUCACCACAAUUUAUAGACAGCAAAUAGAACCAUAGACAUCACGUUAAAACGAGACAAUUCUGAAUGAGGGAACAAACAAAU
Messenger RNA from Ilyonectria robusta, 1560 nucleotides. RefSeq names its product adenine-N(1)--methyltransferase. The record is from RefSeq and is a predicted model, not a curated record. The transcript is spliced from 3 exons. Gene Ontology annotation, cellular component: tRNA (m1A) methyltransferase complex. Lineage: Eukaryota; Fungi; Ascomycota; Sordariomycetes; Hypocreales; Nectriaceae. Gene Ontology annotation, biological process: tRNA methylation. The coding region runs from base 20 to 1327 and encodes 435 amino acids.